This is a messenger RNA of Ectocarpus siliculosus, 2594 nucleotides long. The record is from the annotation of a GenBank genome assembly. NCBI's taxonomy places the organism in Eukaryota, Phaeophyceae, Ectocarpales, Ectocarpaceae.
AUGGUGGCCAAGCAGGCCGUGCAGGGAAACCUCCAGCGGGACAGAGGCCUCCGAGCCGUGCUCGAGACGAUCUGCGGCCUGGCCGUGCUCUUCAAGCUCUCGCCCCGCCUCGCCUGGGUGUUCGGACUGGUCAUCCCUUUCGCCGCGUGGAGCUUGGCAGAGGCCCGCAAGAAGCUGAUGCUGCUGGGGCAGGAGGAGGGGAAAUCUCUGGGGGUCGAGGCCUCCAUCGCAUCGGAGGCCGUUCGCAACAUCCGGGAAGUCCGCGGGUUCGGGGCGGAGGCUAGAGAACUGGCAAGGUUCAAGACGGCUUCACAGGGAACAGCGGUAACGUCCGUCAAGAUAGGGGCGGCCUCUGGCCGGCUAGAGGCCCUCAAUCGCGCCGCCAUAUACAUGAGCAUCCUGGCCGUGAUGAUGGUCGGAGGGCGGCUUGUGCUGGCCGGGUCGAUGCAGGCGUCGCUGCUGCUGUCUUUCGUCGGGUUCUGCUUCAGCCUGAACUUCGCCAUGCAGGGGGUCAACUUCACCGUGGCGGACGCGAAGAGGGGCCAGGCAGCGCUGGAGCGGGUGUUCAAGGUCAUGUCCCCUGCGGGAUCGAAAGGCCUCAACCUUGGCGUGGACGUCAUAUCUCCCCGGGACUUCGAGGGCAAGGUGGACUUCCGGAAGGUUCACUUCACGUACCCUACUCGCCCCGACAUGCACGUGCUGUCGGGCCUGGAUCUGACGCUCCGGGCGGGGGAAGUCACGGCGCUGGUGGGCAACAGCGGCGGGGGCAAGAGCACGAUCGCGGCCCUGCUGAGCCGCUUCUACCCGCCAAGCCGGGGGGAGAUCUUGGUUGACGGGGUGGACGUGACGGACUUGGACAGGAGGUGGCUCACGCAGAGGAUAGCCUUGGUGGGACAAAACCCCGCGCUAUUCACGGGGACCAUCGCGCAGAACAUCGCGUACGGGGCGGCGGCGGCAGCGGCGGCGGCGACGGCUAAAGGAAACGGGGGAGCUCCGGCGGAGGGGGCUGGGGAGUUGGGAGGCGGCGUUACGAUGGAUAAGGUUGUGCAGGCGGCGGAGCUUGCCAACGCGAAGGACUUCAUCGAGGAGUUCCCCGAUGGGUUCGAAACUUUCGUCGGAGAGGGGGGGGUGCAGCUCUCCGGCGGUCAGCGGCAGAGGAUCGCUAUCGCACGCGCGGUGCUCAAGGACGCGCGUAUACUGAUUCUGGACGAGGCGACGAGCGCGUUGGACGCGCACAGCGAAGCCCUCGUUCAGGAGGCGCUGUCUCGCCUAACCAAAGGCCGGACGGUGCUGGUCAUAGCGCAUCGGCUGUCGACGGUGGUCAACGCGGACAAGAUCUGCGUCUUGAGUCAGGGCAAGGUGAUAGAGGAAGGGAAGCACGAUGAGCUGCUCGAACGGAAGGGGGCCUACUACAACCUCAUGAGCACGUUGUUCGAUUGAUUGGUGGCGAACCGGAGGGAAAAGGAGGAGAAAGCGGGGGAGGCAGAGAACGAGGAUACAUUAAUUUCCCUGCUCUUGCGAGCCUGACGCCGCGGAGUGAUGUUUAGCUCGUUUUUUUCUUUACUCUUUUUUCCACGCGUCAGUUUUGCAUUUGUCGAUUCCGAUAAAUCAACUAAAGCACUUUUUUUUGUCGGUGGUCUCGACUAUUUUGUAUACGCGGUUUUCAGGGUCCGUGUGUUGUGUUGGCGGGUCGUUGAAGUUCACCGCGUAUGUCUGUCUGUCUGUCUGUCUGUCUGUCUGUCUGUCUGUCUGUCCACUUGCUUGGUGUCAUUUGUUCAGAAAGAGCGAGAGGGAGUGAGCAACACUCGUGCGAGAGAGUGGAAUGGAUGGGUGUUUUGGUCGGCAUGGCACUUUUUUUACUCCAGCGUGGUUAACUCUUCUUCUUACGUCCAUAGUCCAAGUCUGGAGCAUACAAUUAACGUAUGGGAUUGUGUUCACACGCAGAGAGAGAGUUGCUCUCAACCCGGUACAGUAGGCUACCGCUUUGUGUGUGUAUCCCCCGCCCCCCUUGUAUCUCUCCCAGCAGAAUUUCCUCACGUGUGUUGAACUGACCCUCCCCCUUCUGGCACGGGGUGAUCUAUCCCUAAACGCCACGACCCGUUGUGAAUCAAAGGAAGGCGCGCUGUGCUGUCAAGCGUCACCUAUGCCCUGUUUUGGUCUCACGAUCUUGCUCGCACGCGCCCCAGGGUAUAUAUACGUACUUUGUUCCGGGGCGAAAAGGUGUGAUUUUGUGUCUGUUUUUCGUUAUUUUCCGACCGUUGCUUGCCGCAGGGAGGGUCGAUCGUGUUGUUUUUUUAAUCUUUCCUCGUCGGCACGGUGUAUGAACUCUAAAUAUGUGGGUCGCGGACUUCUCCCCCCCUCCGCAGUAGGAUCGAUGAUGGGUGUGACACGGGGUGAUGAUCUGCUUGUAGCGAAACCCCUUGUGUUCCUUGCCGGCGACGACAUUUUUUUUUUUUUUUAAUGCGCGAAUGAUCGAAGGACCCCGAAGGAAAAGAGUCGCUGUGACGAUGAGGCAAAAGUGUCGAUGGAGCAGAGCGUGAACUGAGUCAGCCACCCCUAUUAUUUUCGGACAAGGAAGAAGACUUGAGCCGGCG